Molecule: messenger RNA, 1913 nt
Organism: Spinacia oleracea (spinach)
Lineage: Eukaryota; Viridiplantae; Streptophyta; Magnoliopsida; Caryophyllales; Amaranthaceae
Exons: 7
Coding region: 268-1197 (309 amino acids)
Cellular component (GO): post-mRNA release spliceosomal complex; catalytic step 2 spliceosome; Prp19 complex
Source: RefSeq, a predicted model, not a curated record
UAACGGGACAGGUUCAGCCGUGUCGGAUAGGAAUCAAAAAAGGGUUUGAUCCGAAACCAAUUCAUACUCUACCACUCCCCCGUUAGCCAGAAGAACAUCCACCACUCGCCAGCAUUCAUUACAAUUCUAGGGCUAAUUUCCCCCCGUUUUCCCUGUUAGCUCAGCUCCAAAUUCCGAAAGGGUGAACGAGAGCUCCUUUGAUUCUCUUGAUUUACGGAUCACAGAAACUUCAAUCAUCAAUAAUCUGUUAGAAAGGGAGAUAAAGUUAUGGAUGCGGAUAGAGGAGUUCACCCAGAUUGCAUAAAUGCAUCAAAUCCCUACCAUGAAUGCGUUGAGUACUGCUUCAGGAAGAUUGCUGAAGCCAAAGCUCGGUUUGCCGAAACCAACAAAGAAGUUACAGGAGUUGGUAAGAGCCAACCCAAGGUUGAUACAGCUGCUCCUGAUGAAAUCAAAGAAUCAUACAAGGAAGAAGUAGGAUUACACAAAGAUGAAGAAAGUGCUGAUGACCAUCCUGAAGAAGCUACUACGGAAGUCGAUUUGUCUAAUCUUACAGGGAGACAGAAGAAGUUGUUUGAAUUAAGACUUAAGAUGAAUGAAGCCAGAAAAGCCAAUCAAACAGCUAUGGUGGCAGAGAAGAAAAGGAUGGAAGCUCCUACUGAGUCUAGGGGAGUGUCCAAAGAAAAAUGGCUUGAAGAAAGGAAGAAAAAAGUUGGCAGACUUCUGGAAGCUAAUGGUUUGGAUAUGACAAAAGCAUACAUGCUGGAUACACAGGAUGCAGCUGAGCUUAAAUAUAAGAAAUGGGAGAAAGAUCCAGCUCCAUUUGGGUGGGAUGUUUUUAAUCAAAAAUCAUUGUACAAUGGAUACAAGAAGCGCACGAAAAAUAUAGAAGUUAACCUUGAAGAAUACAACAAGUUGAAGGCAGAGGACCCUGAGUUUUAUCGAGAGGCUUCAAGCCUCCAAUAUGGGAAGGAUCCAAAGACGUCUCAAGACAAGAUUGAUAGAAUGGUCAAGGAGCUAAAGGAUAGAGAUGAGAAGCGUAGCUCAUUUAGUAGGAGGAGGAAAUUCCGCGAAGAGAAGGAUGUUGACUCCAUCAAUGACCGUAAUGAGCACUUCAACAAGAAAAUUGAACGGGCAUUUGGGAAAUAUACAUUGGAGAUCAAAAACAAUCUGGAAAGGGGAACUGCAUUACCUGACUAAGAUGAAUAUAAAGAUUAUCCUAUGAGUCCACAUGCACGCACACAGAACACCAACAUCAAAAUAAGAAGGGGAAAAGAAGAACGGGAGAGAAAAGUUAAGAAAACCAGUUUUCAGUUAUUAUCCUUGAUAGGAUUUAUCAACUGGUUGAGCUUAACUGUCAAGAGUUCAAGACUGUACAUUGUCAUUGCUCAAAUAUCAUGACACAGAUUUUGCCCAAAAAAUAAAUUUUCUUUACGAGUCAAUUUUCAUUAGAGAUUGAAUAUUCAGGAGUACCCUGAUUCCCUGAACUUAUGGCUGGGGGAAGAGACUAGAGAGGAUGAAACUGAUGGGUUGAGGAGAGGGGUGUAAGAUUGGUUCGGUAAGUUGAGCAGGUGUAAGGUUGACGUUGUUACAAUUAUCUCCAUGUUUUUUUGCUGCUUGCCUCUUUUUUUCUAUGUAAAGUGAAAUUCUUUCUGCCUUUCUGGUAUAAGCCUGAGUACAAACAUGUCAUUGGUUUGGAAGAGGUAAGUUAAUGGCAAAUGAUAUUUUUUGCUAUUAAGACUGAAGGUCUUAGUUAAUCAGCAUAUGGACGAUAUGGUUCAAUCCUAAUCUGAAAUUAGCAUCCUUAAUGCAAAACUGUGAAGUAGAUGAUCUAUCACCAGUCAAGUAUGAUCCACCCUGUAUGCAAAAUAUCUGAUGAACAUUAGGCGGAAAAGCAAAUUUCAUUUUUUGUUAUA